UAACCAGCCCUUUCCCCUCCCUCUCUCUAUCCCACACACAAACAGAAGAUAUAAAGGUAAGUGUUGAGAGUGUGCUUCAGUCACGGUGGACUCAUUGCUACAGCCUUCCUAUUCAACACUUCCACUCCGAGCAAAAUGGCCUGGGAAUAUUUUGGAUUCUCCCGCUCGUUAGAAAAGCAAAGGACUGAAUCUCCUUACACCCGCAUCAACAAUGCAGCUGACAUCUCUGUUAUUAUCAUCUACUUUCUGGUUGUCUUGGCUGUGGGAGUUAUUGCUAUGGUCCGCACCAAUCGAUCCACUGUGGGUGGCUUUUUCCUCGCAGGAAGGAGUAUGGUGUGGUGGCCAAUCGGAGCAUCACUCUUUGCCAGCAACAUUGGCAGUGGCCACUUUGUAGGGAUUGCUGGUACUGCUGCAGCUUCUGGAAUUGCUAUUGGUGGAUUUGAGUGGAACGCUCUUGUUGUUGUCAUCAUUCUGGGAUGGCUCUUUGUGCCGAUCUACAUCAAAGCUGGGGUGGUCACCAUGCCUGAGUACCUGAAGAAGAGGUUCGGAGGACAGCGCAUUCGUAUUUAUCUCUCAGUGCUCUCCCUCUUCCUCUACGUCUUCACAAAGAUCUCUGCCGACAUGUUCUCUGGUGCCAUUUUCAUCCAGCAGGCUCUUGGACUGAACAUCUACGUUGCUGUUAUCGCUCUAUUGGCGAUUACUGCGGUGUACACCGUCACAGGUGGACUGGCUGCGGUGAUAUAUACAGACACCUUGCAGACCAUCAUCAUGGUUAUUGGAUCCUUCAUUCUCAUGGGUUUUGCUUUCCAUGAAGUUGGGGGCUAUGAAAAGUUUGAGAUACGCUACAUGAAUGCGGUUCCCACAAUCAUCGGUAACAUCAGUGCAGAGUGCUACGAGCCUCGGAAAGAUGCCUUCCAUAUUUUUAGAGAUCCAAUAACAGGAGAUCUGCCUUGGCCUGGCCUGGUGUUUGGACUCACUAUCCAGGCCACCUGGUACUGGUGCACUGAUCAGGUGAUUGUCCAGCGUUGCCUCUCAGCCAAGAAUCUCUCUCAUGUGAAAGGAGGUUGCAUUUUGUGUGGUUACCUGAAGCUGCUGCCCAUGUUUCUCAUGGUUUUUCCUGGGAUGAUAAGCAGGAUCUUGUAUACUGGUGUGUGUGUUUUGAUGUUUCCAAGUUCUGUUGUCUUGAAGGAGAAAUCUGGUGUAAAACAACAAUUAAGUGUAAACAAUUUCUUAAAACAUUCAGAUGUGGUGGCAUGUGUGGUCCCGGAAGAAUGUAAUGCAUACUGUGGAACUAAGGUUGGAUGCAGCAACAUUGCCUAUCCCAAACUGGUUGUGGAUCUUAUGCCAAAUGGUCUGAGGGGUUUGAUGCUGUCAGUGAUGUUGGCCUCUUUAAUGAGCUCCCUCACUUCAAUAUUUAACAGUGCUAGUACUCUCUUCACCAUGGACAUUUAUACUAAGGUCCGUCCUCGUGCCAAAGAGAGGGAACUGAUGAUUGCUGGCAGGGUGUUUAUUGUGUUCCUCAUUGGUGUGAGCAUAGCCUGGAUCCCAGUGGUGCAGUCAGCCCAGAGUGGCCAGCUCUUCGACUACAUCCAGUCUAUCACCAGCUAUCUCACUCCACCUGUGGCCGCUGUCUUCUUGCUCGGCAUGUUCUGUAAACGAAUUAAUGAAGCUGGUGCCUUUUUCGGACUCACAAUUGGCCUAUUAAUAGGAUUAUCCAGGAUGAUUACAGAGUUUAUCUACGGGACAGGGAGCUGUGUCAACCCGACUAACUGUCCUACCAUCAUAUGUGGAGUGCACUACCUCUACUUUGGGAUGAUCCUGUUCCUUGUCUCUUGCAUCCUCAUAGUUGGAAUCUCCCUAAUGACCAAGCCCAUCGAUGACAAGCAUCUGUACCGAUUGUGCUGGAGUCUGAGGAACCGUACAGAGGAAAGAGUGGACAUUGAUCCAGAUGAUUGGAUUGAGGAUCAUGAUGACGACGACGACGGCAGUAAAACGGAUGUAGCAGAACCUGAGAAAAAGACAAAUAUGUUCAAGAAAGCACUAAUGGGCUUCUGCGGCCUGGAGGAGAGCAAAAAAGCACCAAAACUUACUCCAGAGCAGGAAGCAGAACUGAAGAAGCAGCUAACAGAUACAACAGAGAAGCCUCUCUGGAGGAACAUUGUCAAUGUAAAUGCAUUAAUUCUCCUGUGUGUCGCUGCAUUUUUUCAUGGAUUCUUUGGUUAGUCAAACCCCAUAAACAUUAAACUCUUGUGGAUACUAUAA
This is a messenger RNA of Gambusia affinis (western mosquitofish), 2262 nucleotides long. RefSeq names its product sodium/glucose cotransporter 1-like. Gene Ontology annotation, biological process: sodium ion transport; transmembrane transport. The transcript is spliced from 14 exons. Bases 136 to 2223 code for a protein of 695 amino acids. Gene Ontology annotation, molecular function: D-glucose:sodium symporter activity. Lineage: Eukaryota; Metazoa; Chordata; Actinopteri; Cyprinodontiformes; Poeciliidae. Gene Ontology annotation, cellular component: plasma membrane. The record is from RefSeq and is a predicted model, not a curated record.